Coffea eugenioides is the source of this 3990-nucleotide messenger RNA. Its product is annotated as putative multidrug resistance protein. The transcript has 7 exons. Gene Ontology annotation, cellular component: membrane. NCBI's taxonomy places the organism in Eukaryota, Viridiplantae, Streptophyta, Magnoliopsida, Gentianales, Rubiaceae. Gene Ontology annotation, biological process: transmembrane transport. The record is from RefSeq and is a predicted model, not a curated record. Bases 1 to 3732 code for a protein of 1243 amino acids. Gene Ontology annotation, molecular function: ATP hydrolysis activity; ATP binding; ABC-type transporter activity.
AUGGAAGAGUCUGAGCCUGAGAACAAGAAGAAGAAAACUAGAAAUCCAAGAACUUCACAAGGAUCGCUUCGGCUUGUUCUGAAGCAUGCAGACCUUCUGGAUACUUUGUUGAUGAUACUUGGAACAAUUGGAUGUUUUGCAGAUGGUUCAAGCGUGGCUGCAAACAUGCUAGUGCUUGGCAGCCUUAUGAACAGUUAUGGUAGAGGUGCAUCUGCUUUCAACCCUGAUGACAUAAACAAGUAUGCCCUUGAACUGUUUUAUGUUGCUGUUUUGGUUGGUUCCGGAGCAUUCUUAGAGGGAUUCUGUUGGGCACGCACCGCUGAAAGACAGACAUCUCGACUACGCACCAGAUAUCUACAAGCUGUCCUACGCCAAGAUGUAGGGUUUUUUGAUAAAGUUGAUGGAACAUCCAUGACAUCUCAAGUGGUCUUGAGCAUUUCCACUGACACACUUACCAUACAAGGAGUUAUCUCUGAGAAGAUUCCAAACUUCAUUACAAAUAUGGCAAUGUUCACUACUGCUCAAUUAGCAGCAUUAUAUCUUUCCUGGAGAUUGGCAGUUAUUGGCAUCCCUGCGCUCUUGAUGUUGAUUAUUCCAGGACUAGUGUAUGGGAAGCUAUUGUCUUCUGUUGGACAAAAGAUCCAAGAAGCUUAUGCUGUUGCAAGUGGAAUAGCGGAGCAGGCGUUCUCAUCCAUCAGGACUGUUUAUUCUUAUGUUGGAGAACAGCAAACAACAAGCAGAUUUUCAUCAGCUUUAGAACCUACUCUGAAUCUAGGCAUUAAACAAGGACUCCUGAAAGGAAUGGCGAUUGGUAGCAUUGGUCUUAUAUUUGCAGUUUGGGCACUAGAGGGCUGGUACGGGAGCAUCCUAGUCAUUGAAAAGGGGCUCAAAGGUGGGGAUUGUUUCACAGCUGGAGUUUGUAUCAUCUUUGGGGGAGUUGCAUUGGGGAGUUCUCUAGUAAAUAUCAAAUACUUUGCUGAAGCAAAUAUUGCAGCUGCAACCAUUUUUCAAAUGAUUGAACGCAUUCCAAGCAUAGACUCUACAGAUCCGAAAGGGGAAACCAUUAAUGAUGUCAAAGGUGAAUUGGAGUUCAAGGACAUUGACUUCGCAUAUCCAACUAGACCAGAUAACUUAGUACUUAGAAAGUUCAAUCUCAAGGUGAUACCCCGCCAAACUGUUGGCUUGGUUGGUGGCAGUGGUUCAGGGAAAUCAACAGUGAUCAAUUUGCUUGAGAGAUUUUAUGAUCCGCUUGGAGGAGAAGUAUUACUCGAUGGGAUUAAUAUAAAGACCUUGCAACUAAAAUGGUUGCGGAAGCAAAUGGCAUUAGUUAGUCAAGAACCUAUACUUUUUGCAACAUCAAUCAAAGAGAAUAUUUUGUUUGGAAAAGCUGAAGCUUCAGAAGAGGAGAUUAUCCAAGCGGCCAAAGCUGCCAAUGCCCAUAACUUCAUCACACAAUUACCUGAUGGAUACGAUACUCUGGUGGGUGAACUGGGAAUUCAGAUGUCUGGAGGGCAGAAACAGAGGAUUUCCAUUGCAAGAGCAUUGCUCGUGAACCCAAGAAUCUUGCUGCUUGAUGAAGCCACAAGUUCACUAGAUUCACAUUCUGAGAAAGCUGUUCAGAAUGCCUUGAAUCAAGUCUCACAGGGACGUACUACUCUUAUAGUUGCACAUCGUCUUUCUACCUUGCGCAAUGCUGAUGCAAUUGCUGUCAUUCGGUCAGGACAAGUUGUAGACUUUGGUUCACAUGAUGAACUUGUUCAGAACAAGUAUGGUCCAUAUUCACUGAUGGUGCAACAACAGAAGAAACUCAUGAAUGAUGAAAUAAUUUGUACGCCUAAAGAAGCUGAAGUCCACAGCUCAUCGAUCACUGAAACGAACGCUCCAGCUGAAAUGAGGAUGACCUAUCCAGCUUCUUCACUUUUCCUCCAUAAGAAGCAAAAAGACCACGAAGUGAUGGAUAAAGAGUACAGUCCCCCUACUUUUCUGCAAUUGUUGAAAAUGACCACACCUGAAUGGAGUUCAACCCUACUGGGAAGCCUUGGAGCCCUACUCUAUGGAUUUGUACAUCCAUUGCAUUCUUUUUGCCUAGGUGCAUUAAUAUCCGUUUACUUCAUCAAUGAUCACAAUGAAAUCAAGUCACAGACAAGAAUAUAUUGCUUUGUCUUCGUGGGCCUAUCAGUUGUUGCUUUCAUAACAAAUACAAUUCAGCAUUACAGUUUCGGAAUAAUGGGAGAGAAUCUGACCAAGAGAGUUAGAGAGGCAACCAUGGCGAAGAUCCUAACUUUUGAGACACAGUGGUUUGAACAAGAAGGUAACAGUACUGGCGCUUUGUGCUCAAGAUUAGCUAAAGAUGCAACCCUGGUAAGAUCUCUGGUUGCAGAUAGAUUGGCAUUUCUUAUUCAGUCAAUUUCAGGAGUUACUAUGGCAGUCAUUUUGUCACUGGUGUUGGCUUGGAGAAUUGCUCUCGUAGCUAUUGCACUGCAGCCAGUUACCGUUGGUGCCUUUUAUCUAAAGGGCAAGAUGAUGACUAGCAUGUCCAAGAAAAUAUUGCAGUUCCAAAACAGAAGCAAUGAGUUAGCAAGUGAGGCUGUUGGUAACCACAGAAUCAUUACGGCAUUUUACUCUCAGGAUAAGGUCAUGACAUUGUUUCAGAAGGCACAAGUAGGCCCCAAGAAGGAGAGCCGCAAGCAAUCUUGGUAUGCUGGCCUGGGGCUAUUCACCUCACAGUUUCUUGGAGCAACAAACAUGGCACUACUUUUCUGGUAUGGGGGUAAACUGAUUUACCAUCAGGAUAUAUCAUUCAAGCACCUUUUCCAGACAUUUUUCAUCAUGAUGACAGCAGGAAAAGUGGUAGGAGAGAGUGGAAGCAUGAGUACGGAUCUAUCAAAAGGGACGGACGCAUUGAAGGCACUUUUCAUGAUUCUGCGAAGAACGAGCAUGAUGGAUCCGGAUGACCAACAUGCCAUCAUUCCCUCACAAUUACAUGGAAAAGUAGAACUAAAAGAGGUGGAUUUCUUCUACCCAACAAGACCAAAGCAACUGAUCUUAAAUAAUCUCAGCUUAACAGUUGAAGCAGGAGAAGUGGUUGCUUUGGUCGGUCAAAGUGGCUCCGGAAAAUCAACAAUCAUCAGAAUGAUUGAAAGAUUUUAUGACCCAUCAAAGGGUUCAGUCGAAAUAGAUGGCAUUGAUAUAAAAUUAUACAAUCUGAGAGCUUUAAGGUCACACAUUGCCUGGGUAGGUCAGGAGCCCUGUAUUUUUGCACGAACAAUCCAUGAAAACAUUGCCUACGGAACACAGGGUGCAACUGAAGCCGAGGUUGUUGAGGCAGCAACUCUUGCAAAUGCACAUGAAUUCAUAAGCUCAAUGCAAGAUGGUUAUGGAACUUACUGCGGAGAAAGAGGAGCGCAGUUAUCAGGAGGCCAAAAACAAAGGAUAGCUAUCGCUCGUGCGAUUUUGAAAAAGCCACGAAUAUUUCUUCUAGAUGAGGCAACAAGUGCAUUGGACGUUAAAUCUGAAAAUCUUGUACAAGAUGCCUUUGACAAGACCAUGACUGGUAGGACAUGCCUCAUUGUGGCUCAUAGACUAUCUACAAUUCAAAAGUCAAACAAAAUCUGUGUGGUUGAGAAUGGUAGGAUCAUAGAAGAGGGCUCUCAUGAUGAUCUGCUAGCAAAAGGAGAAAGUGGUGCCUACCAUACACUUGUAAAACUCCAACACCAGGCAACAGCGAAAUGAAGAGCAACUCAUGUUAAGGCCAAGGUGAAAAAGAUUCAUACAAAUCAACAUGUAUAGAGUCAAACAGUGAGAGUUCGUUUUUAUAAGCUCAAUUUGUAUCAUAUCGUCAGGCAUUUCGUUGUAUGAUCUCUCCUAUGGCUAUUGAUAUCCUACCCAGUGAACUAGUUCCAGUUAAUCAGUCUGAUGCUUGUAUCAGCUUUUCCAAUCACUGAUGAUUCUAAGAUUGAUCACAAUAUAUCUGCUAUGCUUAGAUGAUUG